AUAGUUCGGGGGCCUACACUUAACCUUAGCGGCUUUAGUAUUACAAAACCGACCCGAUCUUAUCCCUUUCUCUCCCUUCCCGGAUCAUCUCCUACCUCUGAUCGGUUCCCAAAUCCAAACUAGGGCACACCGGUUUCUCCCUCUACGUUUGAUUCAUCGCCCCUCUCGAGCUCCUCCCAUCUCAAUCCUCUAACCAGACUACUUCAAACAACGAGUGAGUGUUGGUCACCAUGGCCGGACGAGCUCCGAUUCCGACAAGUAACUCGGCUCUAAUUGCAAUGAUUGCUGAUGAGGACACUGUGACUGGGUUUUUAUUGGCUGGAAUUGGUAAUGUUGAUCUGCGGAGGAAGACAAAUUACCUUAUUGUGAACAAUAAGACUACUUUGAAAGCAAUUGAAGAAGCAUUUAAGGAGUUCACCACCAGAGAGGAUAUCGCCAUCGUGUUGAUUAGCCAAUAUGUUGCGAAUAUGAUAAGGUUUCUAGUGGAUCGCUACAACAAGCCUGUUCCUGCUAUACUGGAGAUACCAUCCAAGGACCAUCCCUACGACCCGACGCAAGAUUCGGUUCUUUCUCGAGUUCGGUACUUGUUUUCUGCGGAAUCUGUUGCCUCAGGAAGGUACUGAAAAGCGGUUCGAUGUACCCACAGUUUGUGUUCUACACAGAACUUGGUUUCGCUCUGACCUUUUAAGUGUAUGUAUAUGUGUAUAUAUGAAUGUGGCGCAAUUCCUGUGGGGAAAAAUUAUCAACUGUUUUCUUUUCUUGUGAACGUCGUUGGAUUCUGCGGAAACUUUUGUCGACUGGUUGUUAGCUCUUUGAAUGUCUUUUGUGUUUUUCCCU
Ananas comosus (pineapple) is the source of this 837-nucleotide messenger RNA. Its product is annotated as V-type proton ATPase subunit F-like. The record is from RefSeq and is a predicted model, not a curated record. The transcript is spliced from 6 exons. Gene Ontology annotation, biological process: proton transmembrane transport. Gene Ontology annotation, molecular function: proton-transporting ATPase activity, rotational mechanism. The coding region runs from base 231 to 623 and encodes 130 amino acids. Gene Ontology annotation, cellular component: proton-transporting V-type ATPase, V1 domain; membrane. Lineage: Eukaryota; Viridiplantae; Streptophyta; Magnoliopsida; Poales; Bromeliaceae.